Seriola dumerili (greater amberjack) is the source of this 7037-nucleotide messenger RNA. RefSeq lists its product as uncharacterized. Gene Ontology annotation, molecular function: protein dimerization activity. Lineage: Eukaryota; Metazoa; Chordata; Actinopteri; Carangiformes; Carangidae. The transcript has 23 exons. The coding region runs from base 95 to 6658 and encodes 2187 amino acids. The record is from RefSeq and is a predicted model, not a curated record.
CCUGCUUGUCGGAUCAUGAAGACUCUGCAGAUUCAACUGUCUCAAAAGAAUCAGCAAUCACCAAGACAUCAGAUCCUGUUUCUGUGGAGCCGUGAUGACACCAGAGGACCUCUUGAACACUCUGGAAGAUCUGGGACAUGAGGAAUUCAAUAAAUUCAAGUGGUUCCUGCAGCAGCCUGACAUUACACCAGGCUUCCCAACCAUCAAAAAAAUCCAACUGCAGACGAAAAACACGUGGGAGACAGUGGAUCUGAUGGUGCAGACGUACACUCUUCCUGGAGCUGUGGAGGUGACCAGGAAGGUUUUAGAGAAGCUCAACAGGAAUGACCUGGUGCAGAGUUUGUCUGUUGGUAGCUCAGGACCAGAAGAGGUUGUCAGUGAUGUUGGGGAGACUUCAGAGAACAGAGGACUUUCCUCCUCUCAGACUCGGGCUCCUCUUCCUCAGACUGAAGGUAAAGCUGCUGUGUUCUCUGAUGUGAUGGUUCCUGUACCAGAGACACACCCCAUCAAAUAUUACCAACAGAUGCUUCAGUCUAAUUUCCAGGACAAGUUUGUGUGUCUGCAAGAAGGGUGGGCAGAAGAUAAACAGUGUCUAGUUGAUAUCUACACAGAGCUGUACAUCACAGUCGGGGCUGAUGUACACAUCAACACUCAGCAUGAGGUCAGACUGAUCGAGAAGGCAGGGAAGCCAGCAGAAACAGAGAAACCAAUUAAACCCAGUGACAUGUUCAAACACCCUUCUGGAAAAUACAGACCCAUGAGAACAGUGCUGACCAAUGGAGUUGCAGGAAUUGGAAAAACAUUCUUUGUGCACAAGUUUGUGUUGGACUGGGCUGAAAAAAGAACCAAUCAAGAUGUGCAUCUCCUUUUCCCCUUCACUUUCCGUCGGCUGAAUUCACUGAAGGGAAAAGAGUUUUGUUUGGCAGAACUAAUUCAUGAAUGUAUACCAGAAACUAUGGACAUCAAAGAGGAAGCUCUUAAUUGGAUCUUUACAACUCUACAGUCGUCAGGAAACACGAACUUUGACAAGAGCAAAUUCAAACUGCUGUUUGUGUUUGAUGGACUGGAUGAGAGCCGCCUUCAUCUGGACCUUAAUGCCGAGGAUGUUGGCUCUAUUGAUGUAACACAGUCAACUAAAGCAGAUGUUCUGCUGAGGAGACUCAUCAAUGGGAAACUGCUACGCUCUGCUCGUGUCUGGAUAACCACGCGACCUGCAGCAGCCAAUCAGAUCCCUCAAGGGUUUGUGGACAGCACAACAGAGGUCAGAGGGUUCACUGACCCACAGAAAGAGGAGUACCUCAAUAAGAGGUUCAGAUGUGAGAAGCAGGCCAGCAGGAUCAUCUCCCACAUCAAGACAUCACGAAGCCUCCACAUCAUGUGCCACAUCCCAGUCUUCUGCUGGAUCACUGCUACAGUUCUGGAGGAGGUGUUGAAGACCAGAGAAGGAGGAGAGCUGCCCAAGACCCUGACUGAGAUGUACACAGAGUUCCUGGUGUUUCAAAUUGAUCAGACUAAAGAGAAGUACGGCCAAGAAAAGUGCAUUCAGUACAUUGAGUCAUUAGCAAAACUGGCUUUUCAGCAAAUGGAAAAGGGCAACCUAAUCUUCUACGGGGAAGAUCUGAAAGAGAGUGGCAUUGAUUUCAGAGCAGCCUCAGUGUACUCAGGAGUGUUCACAGAGAUCUUUAAAAAAGAGCGUGGGAGGAAAGAGAAAGACAAGGUCUUCAGCUUUGUGCAUCUGAGCAUUCAGGAGUUUUUGGCUGCUGUUUAUGUGGAGAUAUCUCACAUUAACAGAAACAAGAAUGUGAUGCCUUUGCCACGACCGUCACUUCAAAACAUGGGACUCCUUUUGAGGAAAACCUCUGCACGCAAGAUCCACAGGAUUGCCAUUGACAAGGCCUUACAGAGUGCAAAUGGUCACCUGGACUUGUUCCUUCGCUUCCUCCUGGGUCUUUCACUGCAGACCAAUCAGGAUAAACUACGGGACCUGCUAAAAAAGACAGACAGAAGGUCACAGACCAAUCAGGAAACAGUCAAUUACAUCAAAAUGAAGAUCAGUGAGAAUCUAUCUCCAGAGAGAAGCAUCAACCUGUUCCACUGUCUGAAUGAACUGAAUGAUGGUUCUCUAGUGGAAGAGAUCCAACAGUACCUGAGAUCAGGACGUCUGUCCACAGAUGAACUGUCUCCUGCUCAAUGGUCAGCUCUGGGCUUCAUCUUACUGUCUUCAGAAAAAGAUCUGGACGUGUUUGACUUGAAGAAAUACUUUUCCUCUGCUUCGGAGGAGGCUCUUCUGAGGCUGAUUCCAGUGGUUAAAGCCUCCAACAAAGUUCUGCUGAGUGGCUGUAACCUCUCAGAGAGAAGCUGUGAAGCUCUGUCCUCAGUUCUCAGCUCCCAGUCCUCUAGUCUGAGAGAUCUGGACCUGAGUAACAACAAGCUGCAGGAUUCAGGAGUGGAGCUGCUCUCUGCCGGACUGAGGAGUCAACACUGUACACUGGAGACACUCAGAUUGAGUCACUGCUGUUUGUCAGAGAUCAGCUGUGCUUCUCUGGCCUCAGCUCUGAAGUCCAACCCCUCCCAUCUGACACACCUGGACCUGAGCUACAACAACCUGCAGGAUUCAGGAGUGAAGGAUCUAUGUGGUUUUCUGGAGAGUCCAGACUGUAAACUGGAGACUCUGAGAUUGUGGAACUGCUGGUUGUCAGAGAUCAGCUGUUCUCCUCUGGUCUCAGCUCUGAAGUCCAACCCCUCCCAUCUGAGACACCUGGACCUGAGAUACAACAACCUGCAGGAUUCAGGAGUGAAGGAUCUGUGUGGUUUUCUGGAGAGUCCAGACUGUAGACUGGAGACUCUGGGGUCAGUUCAUCUUUGUCCCACAACUGAACCUAGAUCCCAGGUGACCACAGGAACUGCUUCUUUUUCCAAGAGUUACCUGUCAGAGCACCCCAUCCAGCCCUUCCAAGCUCUGGAUAUUGAAGGUGCCAAUGGUCAAACUGUCCCCUACUUAGGCUAUGUACCCAUCACUCUCAAGUUCCCAAAAGACUCGGUGCGGUACCUAGGCCACAUUGUUUCGAGCAGAGGGGUGGAGACUGACCCAUUCAAGGUCAGUGCUCUCCGCACUUGGCUCAGACCCCUAACCUUUGGCAAGCUCAAGUCUUUCUUGGGCUUUGCGGGGUAUUACCGCCGCUAUGUCCGAGACUAUUCGAAAAUAGUCAAACCCUUGAAUGAUCUCACCGGCGGCUACCCACCUUAUCGGAAGGGCCAAAAGACAUCUAGCCCUGGAGGGUACUUCAACCCCAAAGAACCCUUUAAUGAGCGAUGGAUGCCUGAAUGCCAAAAGGCAUUUGACAUGAUCAUUGAAAAACUUACGUCCGCACCUGUCCUUGGUUUCGCUGACCCAAAAUUACCAUACGUGCUCCACACCGACGCCAGCACUUCAGGUCUAGGGGCUGCCCUGUACCAAGAACAGGAUGGCGAGAUGCGAGUCAUCGCUUAUGCGAGCAGAGGUCUUUCAUCCAGUGAAAAGCGAUACCCCGCCCAUAAGCUUGAAUUUCUUGCCCUUAAGUGGCCUAUCAAGGAGAAGUUUCAUGAUUACCUCUAUGGAAAUGCAUUCACUGUCGUAACGGACAACAAUCCCUUGACAUACGUUCUGAAGUCAGCCAAACUAGAUGCUGCCAGUUAUCGCUGGCUAGCUGCUCUUUCGACCUUCGACUUCAACAUUAAGUACCGUGCUGGGAAGCGCAACCAGGACGUCGACGGCCUUUCUAGACGGCCGCAUGACAGUAUGGCUGACGACUGUGCCUCUCUUGAAGAGCGAAUCAAAAGAUUCACUUCACACCACGGCAGCUGCGGAGCCUCUCCCCCCGUCACGAUCACUCACACUCACAGGUCUUUUCAGCUGUCCUGGUAUGACAAGACUUUUGAGAAGAUCAUUGCAGAUAAGACCAUGGAUGAUGACACAUUAGAUUGUGCCAAAGGCUUCCUGAUGAAACUGGAGGAUUUUGAGUUUGUGUUUAUGUUGUACACAUAUGAGCAAAUCUUCUCUGAGACUGAUGUGGUAUUUGACAUUGUCCAGCAGAGAGCUAUGGAUGUUCUGUACUGCAAGAAAAGAAUUGAGUCUCUUCUUGCUUAUGUCAAAGAGAAGAGGUCAGAGGGGGCUUUCCAAGCUGUUUAUGCCAAAGCAGCAGAUCUCACAUCAGACCCGCAAACUGAGCCCCUGAGAAAGCGCCGUCUGUCACAACUGCAGGAUCCCAAGGAGCACUACAGAAAUCUGUACAUGGCCAUCCUAGACAAUCUCUCAGAGCAGAUACCUCGGCGUUUUGCAAAUUUGGAAAGCAUGCGCUUCUUGGAAUUAGUCAAUCCAGGGAAAUUUGAUGAGAUGAGACAAGUGUUUCCAGAGGAGGCAUUUCAGAGUGUCCUGAAAGGUUAUGGCCAGUUCUUUGAUUCAGGGAGACUGAGGUCUGAACUUCAAGUCCUAUAUUCAAACCAGGACUUGCAGGGCAACAGGGGAAAGCUGUGUGAUUUCUUGCUGUUUCUGAAAGACAUGGAGUUGGACAGUGCAAUGCCUCAGCUGUACAAACUGUUGUCAUUAGUGGCAAUGAUUGGAGCUACAUCUGCAGGUGUAGAGAGGUGCUUCUCCUGUUUAAAGCGGCUCAAGUCUUACACCCGCAACACUAUGGGCCAAGGCCGUUUAAGCAGCCUAGCUCUGCUGGCCAUUGAGAGGACACUAGUCAAGUCCCUGGAAAAGACGCCUAGUUGUCCAGAAGAGCUCCAAGAACAUCAAAGGUCCGACCUGAUCAUUGGACAGGUUGUCCAAGUCUUGGAGGGCGGAGAUGAGGCCAACCUCAUUCCCGACUCUUUGGAGCUCAAGCUGAUGCUCAUGGGAAGGAAAAGGUUGGAGAUGAGAAACGGUCUUUUGUACAGAACGCGUCAAUCAGGAGAUGAUAUGACUUACCAGUUCGUUGCCCCCAAGUCUCUUCAAGCUGCCAUUCUCAAGUCCUUACGUGAGGAUAUGGGACAUAUGGGUUUUGAGAGAACCCUGGACUUUGGACAGCCCGACAAUCACAAUACUAAAGACAUCUUGGUCAUCACAGACCAUUUUACCAAAUAUGCGGUUGCCAUACCGACCAAGGACCAGAAGGCUACAACGGUCGCCAAAACCCUUUGGGAACAGUUCUUUUAUGUGAAACAUCUGAAAGCACGUCUCGAGGAGAGUUAUCAGAUUGCCAACAGGAAUUCACAAAAGGUUGCUGACCGUAACGAGCGCCGCUUUGACAAGGCAGUGCGAGAGUCGACACUUGAAGAAGGAGAUCAAGUGUUGGUGAAAAAUCUGAGGUUCUGGAGUAAGCACAAGCUUGCAGACAAGUGGGAGUCCACUAUGUACAAGAGGAAACUGAACCAGUUAAACCUAAGGCCCGCAAGCCCAGAACUAGACAGAGUCACCCUCAACUCUGAGAGGAACCCUCAGAAUCUGAGGACGACUUGCUCAUCUAUCCUGCCCAGCCCUCUGUUCCUCCUGAACAAAGGUUCACUCAGAUUGAGUUACUGCAGGUUGUCAGAGAUCAGCUGUUCUCCUCUGGUCUCAGCUCUGAAGUCCAACCCCUCCCAUCUGAGACACCUGGACCUGAGCUACAACAACCUGCAGGAUUCAGGAGUGAAGGAUCUGUGUGGUUUUCUGGAGAGUCCAGACUGUAGACUGGAGACUUUGAGGCUGAGUGGCUGUAACCUCUCAGAGAGAAGCUGUGAAGCUCUGUCCUCAGUUCUCAGCUCCCAGUCCUCUAGUCUGAGAGAAUUGGACCUGAGUAACAACAAGCUGCAGGAUUCAGGAGUGGAGCUGCUCUCUGCCGGACUGAGGAGUCAACACUGUACACUGGAGACACUCAGAUUGAGUCACUGCAGGUUGUCAGAGAUCAGCUGUUCUCCUCUGGCUUCAGCUCUGAAGUCCAACCCCUCCCAUCUGAGACACCUGGACCUGACUAACAAUGACCUGCAGGAUUCAGGAGUGAAGGAUCUAUGUGGUUUUCUGGAGAGUCCAGACUGUAAACUGGAGACUCUGAGAUUGUGGAACUGCAGGUUGUCAGAAAUCAGCUGUUCUCCUGUGGCCUCAGCUCUGAAGUCCAACCCCUCCCAUCUGAGAUACCUGGACCUGAGCUACAACAACCUGCAGGAUUCAGGAGUGAAGGAUCUGUGUGGUUUUCUGGAGAGUCCAGACUGUAGACUGGAGACUCUGAGAUUAAGUCACUGCAGUUUGUCAGAGAUCAGCUGUUCUCCUCUGGUCUCAGCUCUGAAGUCCAACCCCUCCCAUCUGAGACACCUGGACCUGAGCUACAACAACCUGCAGGAUUCAGGAGUGAAGGAUCUGUGUGGUUUUCUGGAGAGUCCAGACUGUAGACUGGAGACUCUGAGAUUGAUCCACUGCAGGUUGUCAGAGAUCAGCUGUGCUUCCCUGGCCUCAGCUCUGAAGUCCAACCCCUCCCAUCUGAGAGAACUGGACCUGAGCUACAACAACCUGCAGGAUUCAGACCUGAAGGAUCUGUGUGGUUUUCUGGAGAGUCCAGACUGUAGACUGGAGAGUCUGAGGGUCGAUGACAGGGUGAUUAAAGCUUCCAGAGACAAAACCUGUUUUUUCCUGUCUCAAACAGUGGUGGAGGUGGUACCAUCCUGAUAAUGUGCACACACAUGCAUGUGCACCGCACAUUCAACUGGCUCAAGCAAACACUUUUACGAGCAACAUAUUUUAGGAGUUCUUGUGAAUCGCAAUGUAUUUCCAACAGGACAAUAAACUGUAACAGUGUGGGAGAUGUCACCUCAUGCAUUUACACAUUGUCAUCAUAUUUUAAAGACUAAAUUAAAUAAUUAUCAAGAUUUAAUUUUUUUUUCUUUCAGCCCUACAGCAAACCAUUCCUCCCAAGCCAUUCCUCCAAAAUUCUGAUUGUUUUACAUUGAAGAAAGACAAACACUGCCCCAAUGUCCACAACAAAGGACUGUUUUUGAAUAUCUUUUACUGUGUCAUGUUUUUUCUGUCGUUGUCUUUAUUGAAUAAU